CGUAUGUAUGAACAGAGCUACCCACCGCAAGAGGGAUGCUUCUUACUUGAACACGCACGCGCGCCAGCGCUUGUCUAUCUUGCACUUGGAACAGAACACAGUUUUUUCCUUCGUCUGUACACUGUCGGUUAGAUAUGUUUUUAUUUAGAUAAAGUGAACAAAAAAUUUAUUUUUACCGUUAAGAGCUUUAUUGAGCACAAGUUACAUAUCCGUAGCAUUCUUUGUCUAUUUUGACCUUGACUUAUAUCCGCUUUACGAUGAUGUAGUAAAUCUAGUAGACGUUGUCAUCUGUAGUGCCAAACGAACAGAAUAUAUUAUAUAUAUAUAUAUUAAUAACAUCUCAUAUCUGAGUUAAAUACAGUUUCAAGAUGGAGCGUUUUAUCGUCUUGGGGCUGCUACUGAACGGUGUCCAAAUGGGCUUGACAUCAACUUAUUUAACCGACUGGAAUAUGGUGGGUAGCAGGUUGACCCAACCAACCUGUGUGGACAUACCCCAGAAUUUAACCCUCUGCCACGGUAUCGGGUACACACAGAUGAGACUUCCCAAUCUGUUAGGGCACGAUACGAUGAUCGAAGUCGCUCAGCAGGCUGGACCCUGGGUGCCUCUUUUCAAUCUCAAAUGUCACCCGGAUACACAGUUAUUUUUGUGUUCGCUGUUCUCGCCAGUCUGCCUGGACCGACCGAUCUAUCCGUGCCGUUCCCUAUGCGAGGCCGUCCGUCAAGGCUGCGAGAGAAGGAUGAAUAUAUACGGAUAUCCCUGGCCGGACAUGGUCCGUUGUGACCAGUUUCCCUUGGAUAACGACAUGUGCAUCGCCGUGCAGUCUCCUAUUGAUGGAGAACCAGCACCGUGUGUUGCUUGUAACCAGCCAGAUACGUAUGAAAACAUGAUUGACAAUUUUUGUCGAGCAGAUUUUGUUAUCAAAACAAGGGUUCGAAAAUUACGAAACGAAGAAUUAAGGUUUAAAAAAGCCAAGGUCUUCAAAAUGAAGGAAGGCAUAGUAACAAAAGCUGACCUAAAAAAGCCUGUAUUCGAACAUCCUAAUAUGUCAAAAUGUUGUGGGGAGCUGAUUGGAAAGCUGGACGCUAGAGGUCGUGUGCUCGUGAUGGGAAUUAAAAAGAAGAAUAGUUUGUUCCCAACUCUUAUCAUCCCAUGGGUCAAUUCGAACAAAGUUAUCCGUAAAGCUCGAAAGACCAUGAAAAAGUUUGACUGCUCAAACCCUAAAGUUUUUUCCAGCACUAUGAUAACCACCAGCAAGAUCCCGGUACAAGUUGGCAUGAAAAAGAAAACCAGAAGAAGGAGACCAGGUCACCGGAGAGGAAGGAAGGAGGUACCCAAUGUGAGACAGAGUGCUUCUGUGUCCUGUGCUGGAUGUAAUCAACCCAAGACGCUGGAAAACCUAGUGGACAAGUACUGUACAGCAGAAUACGUAAUCAAGACAAGAAUUCAACGAAUAAAAAAUGACAAGAUGAAAUGUAAGAGAUCCCGCAUAGUGAAACUCAAAGAAGGCUCUUCGGCUCGAGAAGAACUGGUAACUCCAACUUUCACACAUCCUAACAUGACCGAAUGUUGUGGUAACAUGCUGGAAACUAUGGAAGACAGAAAGAAACGUGUGGUCAUCAUGGGAGACAAGAGCGAGACUGAUUUAAAAACUAGCCUAGUUGUGCCCUGGGGAACUAACAAGAAAUUGAUCAAACGCAUGAUCAGAGUAGCCAAAAAGAAAGGUUGCUCUAGUCGUUAGAAGGAUCACGUAUGGGAGAGGGUGUAGUCGACAGGCAAGCAGAGACAACUCAAGAAAAAUCACUCGCUUUCUAAGAAGCGUCGCAGGAUAGAAAAUAACCACCGAUACCGAUAUAGGUGUAAAAUUUUUUUUCUAAUAUUCAAAUAAUUAAAAUGAUAUUUUAAGACGAACAUUUGAAAUACAAGAUACCUUAGUCUAUUAUUAAACUUUGUCGUAAAAUAAAUAUUGUGCUAUAUUGAGUUCGGAUUUACAACAAUUACAUUGAUAUAAGUUCCAAAUUACUUUCUGAACACAACAGAGAAGUGAUAAUAAUCGUGUAAUCUAUAAUAAGAUUCAAAUAUAAAAACAAAGCUCUAACAAUAGGUUUUUUUCACAGCUCAUAUUUAUAAAGGUAAACAUAGUUCCUUGUUAAUUGUUUUAUGAAUCGACCUAAACAGUAUAAUAUGGCAAGGUGCCACGUAAAAUGUUCUUUUCUCAAGCAAAUCUUUGAAGUUGAAAAGCGAUUCUUUUUCUCUUUUUUUUUUUUGUUUCAUUAGUCGCCAUCACUAUAAUACAUGCUUAUGUUUUAGUGUAGUGAUAUAGAUAACACAUUGUUCUGUAUUCGCUUUUUUUUUUGUAGUUGUUAAAAUUAUUCUACAGAACUUUGAUGUAGUAUUGUGUAAUUGUUUAUAAUGUAUGAAUGUCACUACAAAAAUGGCGAAAAGAAAAUUCUCCAGAUACUGGACUUUGUUUAUAGUGACAAAUUUGAUCUACCACUAUUGCGUCAUCUAUUGGUAUUUAUGAGUACUAAGCUGCUGUAGUUAUCUACAUUCUCAAAACAUUAUCACUUGAAAAAUAAUGAUGUAAAUACUUCGUGUCAGUCUGUUAUUAGUUAUUAUUGCAAUUAAAAUAAUAAUUGGAAAUUCAGAGAUAAAUUAAAUGCUCGAUAGGCCAUUUUGACCCGUGGUAUAAAGUCACAAGAAUUAAGAAAAAUUUUAAAGAUUUCUCCUUCAAAUUUUUGAUGUUUUGGAUGUUGUGAACAUUUCAAUCUAAAGAUAUAGUUUAAUCGCACGGGGAAAAGGGGGAAACCUUCUACAGAAAAUCUGUUUACGAUGUUAUGUAAUUUUUAUUUUUAAUACAGAUGAGACAAAUAUUCGAUCGUAUCGGAUAUUGGGAUGAAUCGAAUAAUCAGAUAGCAUCUCCAUUUAUAGAUUACUUCACAAUAUUACUUGGACAGGAUUCUUCUUGCAUGUGAGUUUCACGUAACAGUUAUAGUGUCAAUUAGCUCAUUAGUGCUUUCUACUAGCUUCUAAAAUAACUGCUUUUUCCCCUUUAUCAAAGUGUGGAAGCCAUUGUAGUCGUAAUAUAGAUAGUCGUUAUGUAGUUUAUAUAAACAGGACGUCCACCCGUUGUAUUACUAGUGUAUUCAACAGGUAGUAGUAACAGCAAAGACAAACACAAUCCAAACAACAGGUGCAAUGGAAGAUCGGGUGUAAAGCGCUAUUCCACGUUGCCAUACACAGCAUUUCCUUAACGGAGCUACAAUGGCCGCUUACUCAUGUGCAACUACUGUACAUCUUUAUUAAAUUAAAACAACGAGGAAGUAACUAGUUUAAUAUUAUAACAUAAUGAAGCACAUUUUCUGUAUAUGUUAUUUGAUCCGAAAAUAUCCGAAUCCGAUUGGAUGUCAGAUAUUCAACCACAACUACUUGUCCCAUCCCUGAUAUUUUGUGUUUAAGAUGAUAAUAUUCCUACAGCUUCAUUACAUCGUUUUUGACGGACAAAUCGUUAUGUUAGUUUAUUUGUGUUUGCAGCAUACUUAGUAUUAGAUUAAUCUCCAUACUUGGACAAAAAAUAUACUGAUCGCGAAAAUUCUAGUAAGCUUCGCACAGUAUUGAUUAAAAGUGCACUAACAAAUUGGAUCAGAUGCUGUCGUGCCCUCUAGUGUUACAUAUGAGAACUAAUAAUUCAUUGUUUAAAUUACGUAAAAACUAAAACUAACUUAAUCUCCUGCUAUUGUCGUAUAGUUUGAGAUUCUUGUAGAUAGUUGUCGUGUUUUUGUCUUUCUAGGACGUUUUGUAAACCAAGAAAACAUUUCAGUAAAUGUUAGAAUAUGAAUAGCGAAUGUUAUUUCUGUACAUCAAAGUUAGUCAUUUCAACUAAUACUUUAUGGCCUGGUUGAAAAAAAAAGAGAAAGCGAAUGGCUAAUACUAAUGAAACAGAGUGGUACGUCUGUUUUUAUAUAACUAAAGUAAACGCCAAAAUGUUGAACAUUGUAGAUUUUUAAGUAUAUGAAAUGUGGCACUGUAUUGUAUCGCUGUGUUCACGCUGGUAAUAGUGUUUUCAGUGGAAAGUGACUGUAUAUCACUUUGUAAGUUUGUAUACAUGUUUGUUGUAGUAAAAAUUAAAGAAAAAUACGUAGUUCAGUACACUUUAAAUUAUUUUACAAGUUUUAAUUUAGUUCGAUGGUAAAAUUAUAAUAUUAUGUUCAAACGUUCAUUAGGUAUUUAAACAUAGCUAUAACAUGUUACAAAAUCACAUACACACACUUAACCAUUUUUUUUCUUUUACUUUUAUAAGUAUAGAGUAUAUAAAGCAUCUGUGUAACAUAGCUUGAUUCGUCUCGUGUGCAAACUAUUUUUCCAUGUAUUAGUGAGUCUUAAGCCUACUUGAAUAUUUGAUAUUUGCUAUACUGUAAUUCGCAGCAAUUUGUUUUUAAAAGCUUGUAGUUAUUGAUAACACUAUUCAUUAAAAAAUCUGUUAUUGUCCUGGUCUCAUGAGUAAA
Molecule: messenger RNA, 4503 nt
Organism: Limulus polyphemus (Atlantic horseshoe crab)
Lineage: Eukaryota; Metazoa; Arthropoda; Merostomata; Xiphosura; Limulidae
Product: secreted frizzled-related protein 5-like
Exons: 5
Coding region: 369-1739 (456 amino acids)
Biological process (GO): negative regulation of canonical Wnt signaling pathway; canonical Wnt signaling pathway; non-canonical Wnt signaling pathway
Molecular function (GO): Wnt-protein binding
Source: RefSeq, a predicted model, not a curated record